AUGGCGGCCGCGGCAGCAGCCGCGGCUGUUGGGGACUCGGCUACCGGCGGCGGCCCAGCGGCCGUGCGGCUGCCGCGGUCACCGCCGCUCAAAGUCCUGGCGGAGCAGCUGCGGCGCGACGCGGAGGGCAGCCCGGGUGCGUGGCGGCUGUCGCGGGCGGCGACCGGCCGCGGGCCCCUGGAGCUGGUGACCGUGUGGAUGCAGGGCACGGUGGUGGCGGCGGGCGGCGGCGAGGCGCGGCUGCGGGACCCGAGCGGGGCCUUCUCGGUGCGCGGCCUGGAGCGGGUGCCGCGCGGGCGGCCCUGCCUCGUCCCAGGGAAGUAUGUGAUGGUAAUGGGAGUGGUGCAGGCGUGCAGCCCCGAGCUGUGCCUUCAGGCUGUGAAGAUGACAGAUCUCUCCGAUAACCCCAUCCACGAAAGCAUGUGGGAGCUAGAAGUGGAGGAUUUACAUAGGCAUCUUCCGUAGAUGACACUGGAACCCUUGCUAAUAACAACAGGAAUUCUGAAACAAUUUAGGUUCUUACACCAUGUAGAUUUCACAGGUAGCAUUCCGCGGACAUUUCUCAUAAGUUUCUCCAAGAUGCGAUACAUUUCUCAUAAGUUUCUCUAAGAGUUUUGCUUUGGUUGACCAAGGAGUCCGGAGGUGGGAUUUCUAUGCACUAGGACAUUCCUCUUAACUUAGCCCUCGAUGCCCCUUGCUUUGACGACUGUAGAUGAAAAGCAGAUGUGUGCUCCGUGUUUUUUUUUUUUUUCCCCUUUUGGUUUAUGUGUGUUAAUGCUCUUUAAAGCACGCAGAAAUCUCAUGUUGCAUUUUCCAAGUCUUAUAAGUGAUGGUACUUUUUCCGUUGCCACUGGGACCCUAUUUUUACGAUGUUGAAGUUGAAUCUCGCUCAUUGCCUGCGGUGAUUAAACUGUGGUUGUGGGCUCGGAAACAGACUGCGUGAAAUGGGAAUGACAUCAUGGCCCGCCUCUUCUUCCAUCAACAACUUCCAUGUCCAGCUUGCAGGUCAAACAGCGUUUUCCUGCCGCGGGCACCAGCA
Messenger RNA from Lontra canadensis (Northern American river otter), 1039 nucleotides. RefSeq names its product RecQ mediated genome instability 2 (gene RMI2). Gene Ontology annotation, cellular component: cytosol; nuclear speck. Bases 1 to 465 code for a protein of 154 amino acids. Gene Ontology annotation, biological process: negative regulation of double-strand break repair via homologous recombination; maintenance of rDNA; DNA repair. Lineage: Eukaryota; Metazoa; Chordata; Mammalia; Carnivora; Mustelidae. The transcript is spliced from 2 exons. The record is from RefSeq and is a predicted model, not a curated record.